AUGUCGGCAUAUCCGGUCCCGUACAACGGGUCCGAAACGGGCACUGGGGGUGACUCGUUGAGAGAGGAUCUUAACAUUUACUACAAUGCAGGAGAUAUCGCUUGGGUCAUCACAUCUACCGCUCUCGUCCUCCUGAUGAUUCCCGGAGUUGGAUUCUUCUACUCAGGUCUCGCCCGUCGAAAGUCCGCCCUCUCCCUCCUAUGGCUCUCCAUCAUGUCAGUUGGCGUGGUGUCUUUCCAAUGGUUUUUCUGGGGAUAUUCGCUGGCCUUUUCGCACACGGCCGGUGAAUACAUUGGCGACCUCAACAACUUUGGGCUCAAAGGCGUUUUGGCUGCUCCGUCGGUUGGAAGUGACAAGGUUCCAGAUAUUCUGUUUUGCGUUUACCAGGGCAUGUUUGCUUGUAUUACUGUCGCCAUCGCAGUCGGUGCCGUCGCCGAACGCGGCCGCAUGCUCCCCUGUCUCAUCUUCAUAUUCAUCUGGUCAACAAUCAUCUACGACCCCCUCGCAUGCUGGACGUGGAAUUCCUCCGGCUGGGUCUACAAACUCGGCGGCCUAGACUUCGCAGGGGGCACACCGGUCCACAUCGCCUCCGGCUCCGCAGCACUAGCCUACUCCCUGAUGCUCGGCAAGCGUCGUGGCCACGGAACCCACGAGCUCAACUACCGCCCGCACAACGUCACCCACGUCGUCAUCGGCACGGUCUUCCUGUGGGUAGGCUGGUUCGGGUUCAACGCGGGCUCUGCGCUAAGCGCGAACCUGCGCGCUGUGAUGGCUGCCGUCGUGACAAACAUCGCUGCGGGUGUUGGUGGUGUUACGUGGUGUCUGCUGGAUUAUAGGUUGGAGAAGAAGUGGUCGACUGUUGGGUUUUGUUCGGGAGUGCUUUCGGGACUGGUUGCGAUUACGCCAGGGAGUGGGUUUGUGACGCCGUGGGCGUCGUUUAUUUUUGGGGUUGUGGGCGCUGCGUCUUGCAAUUAUGCGACCAAGUUGAAGUACUUGUUGCGGGUUGACGAUGCGCUGGAUAUUUUUGCGGUGCAUGGGAUUGGGGGUAUUGUGGGGAAUAUUCUCACGGCGUUUUUUGCUGCUGAUUACAUUGCUCACCUCGACGGCUCGACCAAGAUUGACGGCGGCUGGAUCAACCACAACUACAUCCAGCUGGGCUACCAACUCGCAGACUCGGUGUCUGGCCUCGCAUACUCGUUUGUCGGCAGCUGUAUCAUCCUUUUCCUCAUCAACCUCAUCCCGGGCCUUGGUCUGCGUGCCCCGGAGGAGAACGAAGUCAUGGGAAUUGACGAUGCCGAGAUUGGAGAGUUUGCUUACGACUACGUCGAAAUCACCCGCGACGUGAUCAACGGUGUCGACGAGGGUGCGUCGAGGCACACUGUCACUCCGAUCGAGGGCAAUAGCACGGUUGAGACUAAGGUGGUUGGUGGUGCAUAG
Messenger RNA from Aspergillus chevalieri, 1437 nucleotides. It is a transcript of the gene AMT1, whose product is annotated as ammonium permease MEP2. The record is from RefSeq and is a predicted model, not a curated record. Gene Ontology annotation, cellular component: plasma membrane. NCBI's taxonomy places the organism in Eukaryota, Fungi, Ascomycota, Eurotiomycetes, Eurotiales, Aspergillaceae. Gene Ontology annotation, biological process: ammonium transmembrane transport. The transcript is spliced from 6 exons. The coding region runs from base 1 to 1437 and encodes 478 amino acids. Gene Ontology annotation, molecular function: ammonium channel activity.